Messenger RNA from Punica granatum (pomegranate), 4163 nucleotides. The record is from RefSeq and is a predicted model, not a curated record. Lineage: Eukaryota; Viridiplantae; Streptophyta; Magnoliopsida; Myrtales; Lythraceae.
AGAGAGAGAGAGAGUGGAGAGAACUCAGUCUGCUCUGCAACUCAUCUGAAAGUGAACCCACGCACUCCGCUUCUCUUCUUCUUCUUCCUCCUCUUCUUCUUCUUCUUCUUCGACCACACCCAUUCGAUUCAUCAGUCUCCCAUCGACAAGUUGAAAUCCUCUCUCUCUCUCUCUCUCUCUCUCUCUGACCCUGCGACAUUUUCAACAUUUCUCCAUCGCAAUCAAUAUAGCCAUAAUUUGAAUCUAAUUAUUUGAUUGUUACCCGUCCGUUAAGUCGUCACUCCCAUCAAUUUUAUCCUAUUGCAGGCUUAUCCUCUGUCUUCUUCUUCCCCCAUCUCCCCACCCUCCCUCCUCCCUUCUCCUUCGACGGUUUCUCUCCCUGAUCCAAUUCGAAAUUCUACCCUUCCACCCCCCAUCAAGGAAUCGACAGCUCAUCGCUCCCCCAUAGUUACCUGCUCUCUCUCUCUCUCACCACUGCUGUGUCUCCCAGGGUUCUGCCCUUCUUCACUGUAGGAUCCGCUGAACUGGAUGAAGUGGAAGCUCGCUUGAUCAUGGUUUACUUGCUAAACCAGUAGCAAUAUGGGAUGCGUUUACUCCAGAGCAUGUGUCGGCGAAAUCUGCGCCCCGAGGGAGGCUAGGAUUAAAGGACCCAAAAACAAUGCAAGAGCACAGCAGGAGUUCCCUGUCUUCUCUCCCGCAUCGUCCUCGGAUGUGCAGGAAUCGGAAGCUCGGGAUCAGCUGAACCAGCUCAGCCUCACUCAAGAUCCCGACGCUGGCAUUACUAGGCUCUCACGGGUUUCCUCCCAGUUCUUGCCUCCUGAUGGAUCGAGAACUGUCAAAGUCCCAUCGAAAAGCUACGAGUUGAGGUACUCUUUUUUAUCGCAGAGAGGGUACUAUCCUGAUGCCCUUGAUAAGGCCAAUCAGGACAGUUUUUGCAUCCACACCUCUUUCGGAGCUGACCCAAAUGAUCACUUCUUCGGGGUCUUCGAUGGACAUGGAGAAUAUGGGGCCCAAUGCUCUCAGUUCGUGAAAAGAAAACUGUGUGAAAACCUACUUAGGAAUCCUAAGUACCCUGUGGACCCGGUUGAGGCUUGUCAUGUGGCAUAUUUAACCACCAAUUCUCAGCUUCAUGCCGAUGUAAUUGAUGAUAGUAUGAGCGGGACAACAGCGAUCACUGUAUUAGUUAGAGGGAGGACUAUAUAUGUUGCAAACUCGGGUGAUUCGAGGGCUGUGAUUGGUGAGAGGAGGGGGGAAGAGAUCGUGGCCGUGGAUCUCUCGGUGGAUCAGACUCCGUUCCGUGAGGAUGAGCUUGAACGGGCCAAGCUAUGCGGGGCACGGGUGCUCACCCUUGAUCAGAUCGAGGGGCUGAAGAACCCCAAUGUGCAGUGCUGGGGAACUGAAGAAGGUGAUGAUGGUGACCCACCGAGGCUGUGGGUUCCAGAUGGGAUGUAUCCUGGCACCGCUUUCACAAGGAGCAUCGGUGAUUCCAUUGCUGAGACUAUUGGGGUUGUUGCGAACCCUGAGAUUGUUGUCCUUGAGCUUACAAAGAAUCAUCCUUUCUUUGUGCUUGCUAGUGAUGGAGUAUUCGAAUUUCUUUCUAGCCAAACUGUGAUCGACAUGGUUGCAAAAUUCAAAGAUCCCCGUGAUGCUUGUGCUGCAAUAGUGGCCGAGUCUUAUCGGCUCUGGCUUCAGUAUGAAACUCGCACUGAUGAUAUCACAAUUAUAGUCGUUCAUGUCAAUGGGUUAAAAGAAACUGCUAUUGGUGGUCAAUCUGUGGGCCACGGUGUUGCUAUGCGUCCCCCUGUUCCUCAAGUUGUAGAGGUGACAGGGGCAGAAUCUCCUUCCACCUUCGGCGGGAGUGCCCGGAACCUUCGAGCAAGACAUGAUCUAUCAAAGGCGCGAAUUCGUGCGCUCGAGAAUUCCUUAGAAAUGGGUCAACUAUGGGUUCCCCCACCCUCAUCCCACCGGAAAACUUGGGAGGAAGAAGCACACAUUGAACGGGCGUUGCAUGAUCAUUUCCUUUUCAGAAGACUCACCGACUCUCAGUGUCAUGUUUUGUUGGACUGCAUGCAAAGAGUAGAGGUCCAGCCUGGAGAUGUUGUAGUCGAGCAGGGCGGUGAAGGUGACUGCUUUUAUGUUGUUGGCAGCGGAGAAUUCGAGGUCUUGGCAACGCAGGAAGAGAAAAAUGGUGAGGUAACUCGGGUUUUGCAGCGAUACACUGCUGAAAAGUUAUCAUGUUUUGGAGAGCUUGCGUUGAUGUACAACAAACCUCUCCAAGCCUCAGUUCGCGCUGUCACGAAUGGAACUCUUUGGGCCUUAAAGAGAGAAGAUUUUCGAGGGAUUCUGAUGUCCGAGUUUUCCAAUUUGUCAUCCUUGAAGUUGCUUAGGUCGAUAGAUCUCUUGUCGAGAUUAACAAUCCUGCAGCUAAGCCACAUAGCAGAAUCACUUUCAGAAGUUUCGUUCACGGAUGGUCAGACCAUAGUUGACCAGAACGAAGGUUUGUCAGCAAUGUACAUCAUCCAGAAAGGACUAGUGAGGCUCACUUUUGACUCAAAGAUGACUAAGAAUCCAAAUGUCUGCAGUCUCAAAUGUGAUAGUCUAAAGGAAGAUGAUAGUUUUGAUAAAGAGCUCUCAGUGGAGAAGACUGAAGGAAGCUAUUUUGGUGAGUGGGUUCUUCUUGGUGAGCAGAUUGGUUCUUUAAGUGCAGUUGCUGUUGGAGAAGUUUCAUGUGCCUUACUGACAAAGGAGAAGUUUGAAUCGGUUGUGGGUGCCCUCACAAAUCUAUCACCGGAAGACCAAAAGGAAAGGGGCCGUAAUUCUGAAUUUGCUGAUGCAUCUGCCACAGUUGUUGAUGUCUCUGUUUUCGAUAAGGUUCAGCUCUCCGAUUUGGAGUGGAAGAAAUGCUUAUAUACCACUGACUGCAGCGAGAUUGGGCUUGUUCUUUUACAAGACACAAAACAUCAACUUAGCUUGAAAAGAUUUUUGAAGAAAAAGGUCAAAGAGCUGGGGAAGGAAGAACAGGUGUUGAAAGAAAAGAACCUGAUGAAGGAACUGAAGCCUACUCCUUGCGUACCUCAACUUUUACGCACUUGUGCUGAUAAUACACAUGCCGCGAUACUUCUAAAUACGGCUCUUUCAUGUCCUUUGAUUUCUAUACUUCACAAACCACUCGAUGAUUCAUCUGCAAAGUUCUGUGCUGCCUCUGUCGUCAUUGCAUUAGAGGAGCUACACAAGAACGGUGUUCUCUUCAGAUGUAUCUCUGCAGAUGCCAUAAUGUUGGAUCAAAUGGGACAUCUACAGUUAGUAGACUUCAGAUUUGGGAAGAAAUUAUCUAGAGACAGAACGUUCACGAUCUGUGGAAUGGCCAACUUUUUAGCUCCAGAAAUUGUCCAGGGAAAAGGGCAUGGCUUCGCAGCUGACUGGUGGGCACUUGGAGUCUUGAUCUACAUCAUGCUACAAGGGGAAAAGCCUUUCGGUUCAUGGAGAGAGAGUGAGACUGAUACAUUCUCAAAGAUCGCGAAAGGCCGGCUACAUCUUCCUCCGACUUUAUCUCCAGAGGCCGUCGACCUCAGUACAAAGUUGCUUGAAGUUGACGAGGAUAAAAGAUUGGGGAGCCAAGGGGCCGAUGCCAUUAAGAACCAUUCAUGGUUUGAUGGUUUUGAUUGGAACGGGAUUGCCGAUAACUCCUGUGCUGUUCCUGAUGAGAUUGUUUCCCGAAUAACUCAAUACUUGGGAAGUAAUAUCAAGGAACCAACGACUUCUCUAUCUUCUUCUCGUGAUACAGAGGAAGAUCUCAGCUCUACUGAAUGGCUUGAUGAUUGGUAGUGAUAUAAUCUUCAUGUAGAUAUCUGCCUUUCCUGGUGGACUUUCUAUGCUCAAGUUCUCUUUUGUGCAACAUGGACCAAUUACUGGAUGAGGCGCUGAAGUGGGGCAUGUAAUGUGAUCGAUGUCCUACCAUUCUUGGUUUCCAUUGAUCAGUGAUGAGUCAAGAAAUGAUUUCCUUUGGAAAAUUCUUCAUUCCUGCUCAAUGAGAUCUAUACAAUGCAUUUGUCUGUCGGAAAGCAUUAUUCUUUUUGCUUCUCCGAUCUUCACUGUACUUUCUCACUUCUGUAAAUGUAUGUAUAUUUAAAUGAGAGUUCUUAUCAGAAAUUUCUUUCACUGCA